AUGACUGCAUCUUUCGUUGAUAGACAUGCUAGCGAUGAUGGUGGUUUAAAUGUGCCUAACGGUAAUGGUGAUGAAAGAAAAGUUCUAGGAAUGUUAUUAGGAGCAGGGUAUAACAUUAAUCAAAUUAUAGGAGCUG
Molecule: messenger RNA, 136 nt
Organism: Racocetra persica
Lineage: Eukaryota; Fungi; Glomeromycota; Glomeromycetes; Diversisporales; Gigasporaceae
Source: the annotation of a GenBank genome assembly